CUGGAGGAGGCUUUUACACAGAGGAGUAAUAUUCAUACUGAGAGAGGAGGAUAGAGAAAUGGCUGAUGGGAUAUCUAGCUUUUGGGGUCCUGUGACCUCUACUAUAGAGUGUUGUGAGAAGAACUACGCCUACUCAUCCUACAUUGCAGAGUUCUACAACACCAUCUCCGGUCUCCCUGGAAUCCUACUCGCUCUCAUUGGUCUCGUCAAUGCCUUAAGGCAACGCUUUGAGAAGAGGUUCAGCAUCCUUCACAUCUCCAACAUGAUCCUUGCUAUCGGCAGCAUGCUCUACCAUGCCACCUUGCAGCACGUGCAACAACAGAGCGAUGAGACCCCAAUGGUGUGGGAGAUACUUCUCUACAUGUACAUCCUCUACUCACCAGACUGGCAUUACAGAAGCACCAUGCCCACUUUCCUCUUCCUCUACGGUGCCGCCUUUGCUGCAGUCCACGCUUACCUCAGGUUUGGCAUCGCUUUCAAGGUCCACUACGUGAUCCUCUGCCUUCUCUGCAUCCCUCGGAUGUACAAGUACUACAUUCACACCGAGGACGCCGCGGCUAAAAGGAUUGCCAAAUGGUACGUUGCCACGAUCCUUGUGGGGAGCGUGUGCUGGUUCUGCGACCGUGUGUUCUGCAAGAGGAUAUCUCAGUGGCCUGUGAACCCUCAGGGACAUGCUCUGUGGCAUGUCUGCAUGGGUUUCAACUCUUACUUCGCCAACACGUUCUUGAUGUUCUGUCGAGCUCAGCAACGUGGUUGGAAUCCGAAGGUUAAGUACUUUCUGGGAGUUCUUCCUUAUGUCAAGAUCGAGAAGCCGAAAGCACAAUGAGAAAGAUUUGGGGGUAAAAAGAGCCCAGAAGAAGAAGAUCAUAAAUAUAGUUUUUGUUCAUCGGAUUUAUCAGAAAGUUCGACUUUUUUAAUUAUAUAUUAUUUUGGAAGUGAAACUCUCUAGAUACAGAGUCUAGAUUCUUUGUUUCUUGUAUUAGUUUCUAUUGGGGAUGAUGAUAUGAUCUUAAGAAGAAUUGAUUUUUUUAACUUGCUGAAA
Brassica rapa (field mustard) is the source of this 1042-nucleotide messenger RNA. RefSeq names its product alkaline ceramidase. Gene Ontology annotation, biological process: defense response to other organism; response to salt stress; ceramide metabolic process. The record is from RefSeq and is a predicted model, not a curated record. NCBI's taxonomy places the organism in Eukaryota, Viridiplantae, Streptophyta, Magnoliopsida, Brassicales, Brassicaceae. Gene Ontology annotation, molecular function: hydrolase activity, acting on carbon-nitrogen (but not peptide) bonds, in linear amides. Gene Ontology annotation, cellular component: membrane.